Messenger RNA from Penicillium coprophilum, 237 nucleotides. RefSeq lists its product as uncharacterized. The transcript has a single exon. The record is from RefSeq and is a predicted model, not a curated record. The coding region runs from base 1 to 237 and encodes 78 amino acids. NCBI's taxonomy places the organism in Eukaryota, Fungi, Ascomycota, Eurotiomycetes, Eurotiales, Aspergillaceae.
AUGUCUAGAUUGGGCAAAUCAAGCGCCACAAUCUCGACUAGCUUCGGAUUUACAGCACUCUGCUGGUCUGACACCACCAAAUUGCUAUCGGCCGAGAGCACAUUGAGCAAAGCCGAAGGUCUCGAGUUAAUCUCAAACGGGCCGUUGUGGACUUGGCAAAACACACGGAUGGGGACGGACAAGCCUGGGGUAGUGGAGCCCGGGGAUAUGGAGUCCCCGUAUGGGGUUACGGGUUGA